ACACACACACAGUUACAAAACAGAGGGGCAGCCAUUAAAGUUCACGUGUGACAUGCUGCGAUAUUAUGCAAACACUGGAGUUCCUGCACUGCAACAUUAAACAGUGAAUCUCACAGGAGGGAAACAUGAAAACAAGACAGGCGAAGUCAGCAGAUGAAUCUGAAUCAAAGGGAAGAGUGAAGAAAAGAGCCGGGGAGAACUCUGGUCCAGCUCUCUCCAAAAAACUACGAGAAAGAAAAGUUGGAGAAACAUCCAAACAAGUGCCUCCUCUCAAGUCUACAGGAGUCCAGAAGAGAGCAGGGUAUGGGAGCAUCCUGCACUACCUUUACAAGAGCACUCUGGGACAAAGUCUUCACUCACAGAUGAAACAGUGUCUUCAGGAACCUUUUGUCCGCUCGCUGUCUUCAUAUCAGUUCCACGGGUCCACCAGCCCCUUCGACCGCAGGAUCACCUGUCUGGAGUGGCAUCCCACUCACCUCACCACUCUGGCUGUGGGCUCCAAAGGUGGAGACAUAUAUCUGUGGGACUUUGAGGCGCCUGGGAAGAAAACCUUUCUCCAAGGGAACGGAGCAGGAGACUUUAUUGGAGGGAUGAAAUUUUGCCCUUCAGACCCCUCCAAAGUUAUUGUGGCUUCUGGUGAGGGCACACUAAACAUGCUGAGCUUUGAGGGCCGCCCACCCACCGUUCUGUCCCGAACUCAAGACUGUGGCCACGAUCGCCACAAUGUUUGUCACUGGUACUGCUGCGUGGAUGUGUCUGUAAGUCGACAGAUGCUUGUGACAGGGGACAAUGUGGGACAGCUCGUACUCCUGGGUUUGGACGGCCAAAAGGUUCAUCACAAGAUUUUCAGUGAGAAGUUGCACAAAGCCAAAGUUACCCAUGCAGAGUUCAACUCCCGCUGUGAUUGGUUGUUGGCGACCGCAUCAGUCGACCACACGGUGAAACUUUGGGACCUGAGGAACAUCAAAGACAAGAAGAGCUUCCUCCACGAGAUGCCGCAUGAUAAAGCUGUCAACUCAGCCUAUUUCAACCCUCUGGACUGCUCCAAGUUGCUCACCACAGAUCAGUACGACCAGAUCCGGAUCUACUCCUCUCCUGAUUGGUCGAAGCCUCAACAUAUCAUCCAACAUCCACACAGACAGUUUCAGCAUCUCACGCCCAUCAAGGCCACAUGGCACCCUGUCUAUGACCUCAUCAUGGCGGGCCGUUACCCCGACGACCGGGUUUGCCCCGGAGACCAGAGGACCAUCGACAUCUUUGACUCCAACACAGCAGAGCUCGUGUGUCAGCUGCAAGAUCCCGCCGUCUCAGGGAUCAAAUCUGUAAAUAAAUUCAGUCCAAUGGGUGAUGUGAUUGGAUCUGGAAUGGGUGUGUCGGUGCUGGUCUGGAAUAGAAACAGGUUGUUGAUGAGCGAUGAGUCCACAGCGCAGGAGGAAACUUCUGCCUCAGCGGAAAGUUCAGGAAGCCAGCGGAGAAAUCGGCAGCGCCCCAGCAGGGAGAGGAGAGGACCGGCUCUGGAUGCAAAGCUCAAGAAGAAACUGGCUUCUCUGGAAGAAACGGAAACCAAGACCAAGACUAAGACUAAGAGUAUUAAAGAAAAGCUAGCAGAGAUGAGGAAGAAAUAAACUAUACAAUAGUGUAGAUCUGAUCCAUCGACUGAAGCCUUUCUCAACCAUUGGGCCACAGCCUAUUGGUGGACCUCCGAGCACCAUAUGUGUCUUCUGAGAUUAAACUAAGAAUGCCUUCAACCUAUUGGACUGUAAUUGACCAACACUGUACACUUUGAUUACAUUUAAAAGGGAAACUAUAUUUAUUUCCAUUUUCUAUUUUCCUUCAAUUUUCCAUUUUCCUUUUGGAAAACAAGAGGCAAGAGCUUUUAUCUUGAAACAUGUUAUGUUAUUCAUGCAAUAGUAGAACUGUCCAUGUCUAUACAUUCCUUUGUAUUUCAGUGUUCUUUAUGUCUCAAAUUCAGGUUCAAAUGCAAACAUGUUCUUUUAUAGUGUAACGUUUUUUUAUACUUCAAUAAAAAUGACAACAUUAUA
Molecule: messenger RNA, 2042 nt
Organism: Trematomus bernacchii (emerald rockcod)
Lineage: Eukaryota; Metazoa; Chordata; Actinopteri; Perciformes; Nototheniidae
Gene: ddb2
Product: damage-specific DNA binding protein 2
Exons: 12
Coding region: 126-1625 (499 amino acids)
Biological process (GO): DNA repair; response to UV
Cellular component (GO): Cul4-RING E3 ubiquitin ligase complex; nucleus
Molecular function (GO): protein binding; damaged DNA binding
Source: RefSeq, a predicted model, not a curated record